GAAAUAGCCCAGAGCUCCUGUUUUCGUCGGGCCCGUGGAUGGCCGAGAUCAACUACUACGACGGCGACCUCUCGGAGGCGCUGUCGACGCUCGAUGGCAUCAUGGCACGGCUGGCCAAGGCGCCGCCUGCCGUACGCGGCGAGGUGCUGGCCGAGGCCGAGAAGAAGCUCAAGGAAGUGAUCGACCUCAAGAAGGGCUACACGCUCGCGCUGCGCCAAGUCACGGACCGCGAAGAGAUCAAGGUGUUUCGCGAGAAAAAUGACGUCUACGCGGCGCGGGUCGAAGAGCUCACGCGUGAAGUCAAGUGGGCCAAGUCCGAGACGGAGCGCAAUGGCCUCUUUGGCGAUGCGAAAGUCAACGCGGCCAAGAUGCCCACGGGCAACCGUGAAAUGCUCGGGAAAGCGCAGGAAAUUCAAACCAAAACCGAAAUGUCGCUCAAAAACACACAAAAAAUGGUCGAAGCCUCAAAAGACGUGGCGCUGGCGACGGGCGAAGUGCUCCGCGAGCAGCGCAACCAAAUCAAUGCGAUCACAGAAGAGGUCAUGCGCAUGGACGACGGCCUCGCCCGCGCCAACAAGCUGCUCCGAACGUUUGGCCGGCGCAUGGCGACCGAUCGCGUCAUUCUAGUGUUUACGUUUUUUGUUUUUGCCGGCGUCGCCGGCAUCAUUAUCUACUCCGAGCUCAACCCCGACCAAACGACGUUUUAUGUCCCCGACCAAGUCAAGCCGCCGGACCCGAACGCAGCGAUCAAUGCGACCUCGACGUUUCUGAAUUCCACACUCAAGUGACGCGUUGAUUCUACGUUGCCGCACUCAACCGACCCUCUGCUGCCUGUCUAAUCGCAAUAUGAA
Molecule: messenger RNA, 851 nt
Organism: Saprolegnia parasitica CBS 223.65
Lineage: Eukaryota; Oomycota; Saprolegniomycetes; Saprolegniales; Saprolegniaceae
Exons: 5
Coding region: 39-788 (249 amino acids)
Biological process (GO): vesicle fusion
Cellular component (GO): ER to Golgi transport vesicle membrane; Golgi apparatus; late endosome membrane
Molecular function (GO): SNAP receptor activity; SNARE binding
Source: RefSeq, a predicted model, not a curated record